AUGGAGGCAGCUGGGCUCAUGAAUGACUUCCCAUGUAUUGUUAUCCGAGGCAUUUGUGACUAUGCGGACUCGGGCAAAGGGAAAACCUGGCAAGAAUAUGCUGCAGCCGUAGCCGCCGCAUACGCGAAGGAACUCUUAGGAUGUGUGCAGCCCAGUGUUGUUGAUGCCGAGGAUUCAGCAAAGGCCAUAUUGGAAAAGGUGCAACAACAGAUCGAUAGCGUACAGCAGACAACAGCUGCAACAAGAGCUACGACUGACUCCAUCAGAUCUGACCUUCACGCCGAUGAGAUCAAGCGCUGGCUUUGUCCCCCGGAUCCAUCUUCAAACGCCAACCAUGCCAGGACGCUUCGCCAUGAGGGGACUGGCGCGUGGCUGCUCGAAUGCCCCGUCUUCCAAGCGUGGCAUUCGGGGUCACGUCAACAGUUAUGGUUGCACGGGCUCGCGGGAUGUGGAAAGUCGGUUCUUAGUACGACUGUGCUUGACUAUCUCGCGAAGGGAAACGACGGUCUUAUCCUUAGCUUCUUCUUUGACUUUAACGACGUCGCAAAACAGACAUUGGAAGGCAUGCUACACUCGCUUGCUUUUCAACUUUACCACGGCGGGGUAGACUCCGCAACUCAUCUCGAUGCUUCGUUCCAGGCAUACCGAAAUGGCAACGACCAACCUACGACAAAGGUGCUCUGGGGUGUUGUCUUAAAAAUGCUCGUAGCCCAGAGGAAGGUCUCUAUUGUGCUGGACGCAUUGGACGAAUCGGAAACAAGGGACGGUGUGCUCGAGUGGAUCAAAGAUAUGGUGUCUAGGCCAGAAUUAGGCCAUGUCCAGCUGCUUCUUACCGGUCGACCUGAAUCCGAGUUUCUACGCGACAUUCCCCCCUUAAUAGGAAAGCAAAACAGCCUCGCACUUGAUAAGCAAGCCGUCAACUCCGAUAUUCGAUCCUGGGUUACAGCGCAACUUUCUCAACGGCGUGAUUUUACAGAGAAGCCCUUGUCCCAGAAACUUCUAGGAGAGAUCAGAAAAAAGGUUGGUGACGGCGCUGACGGGAUGUUCAGGUGGGCAUUCUGUCAAUUAGACAGCCUGGCUCGAUGUCGUCACGAGGCAGCUAUGGAGGAGGCUCUUGAAUCUUUGCCGCUGAAUCUCAAUGAGACAUACGAGCGCAUGUUUGAAAGCAUACCGACGGAGUUCAAGGACGACGCGACACGGCUUCUACAAUUCCUAGUGCAUUCCAAGCGACCUCUAACGCUGGCUGAGGUUACAGAAGUAAUAGCGACGCAGAUUGAAAACGAGUCACGAGGGUUUGACAUGAAGCGUCGAUUGUUUUGUGAGACUGAUAUCUUGGCUUACUGUCCCAGCUUAGUGACAGUCGUCCAUGCCGAUGAUAAAGAGUUACAUCUUGCCCACUUUUCCGUGAAAGAGUACCUUCUCGGUCAUGAUCAGUUUCAGGUCACAGCUGCCAGCAUUUCCAUUACGAGGACGUGUUUGACAUAUUUGACGGACAUCAACGGUAGCGAACGAGAGAUGAAGCGGUAUUUUCCGAUGGCAGGAUAUGCGGCCGAAUAUUGGUCAUGUCAUGCUGCGUUAACUCUGGCCUAUGAGGAGAUUACCCAAAUAAUAGUCAGCUUUCUAGAAAAGGAAGAGAAAUUCCAAAGAUGGGCUCGUUUGUAUCAGGCUGAUAGGAGUUGGGACGAUAGCCCUGGUGUUCCGCGAGGCUCUAGGCUCUACUAUGCUUGCUUCAGUGGGCUUAUGGUGCCUGCACGCGAUCUUCUUGACAAGGGAGCAGAUGUCAACGCGCAGGGCGGCUUCUACGGCAACGCUCUCCAGGCUGUCUCACUGGAAGGCCAUCAGGAGAUUGUCCACCUCCUUCAAAUAAGAGGCGCUAUUACAUCGUCCGCACAGUAG
This is a messenger RNA of Penicillium antarcticum, 1896 nucleotides long. Its product is annotated as NACHT nucleoside triphosphatase. Bases 1 to 1896 code for a protein of 631 amino acids. The transcript has 3 exons. NCBI's taxonomy places the organism in Eukaryota, Fungi, Ascomycota, Eurotiomycetes, Eurotiales, Aspergillaceae. The record is from RefSeq and is a predicted model, not a curated record. Gene Ontology annotation, biological process: nucleoside metabolic process. Gene Ontology annotation, molecular function: catalytic activity.